UCGUUGGGUGCGGCCACACUAAUUCCAGCCCGAAAAAAAUAAAUUUACCCAAUUUUAAUCCGUGUAAAUCGCUGUGAAUUUAGUGUGAAAUAAUUGUGUUUUGCUGAAAACUGAAUCGUAUCGUUCCAAUGGCGCCCAAGGCACAAUCGGUUGGCAGCAAGCCCACGGCCAAGGCCUUCAAAAACAAGUCGAAGCCCACGGAUGUGCGCUUGUCGAACAUUCAAGCGGCGAAAGCCGUUUCCGAUGCCAUUCGUACCAGUUUGGGCCCCCGCGGCAUGGACAAGAUGAUCCAGGCGGGCAAUGGCGAAGUGUCCAUCACGAACGAUGGAGCCACCAUCCUGAAGCAGAUGAACGUGCUGCACCCGGCCGCCAAGAUGCUUGUGGAGCUGUCUCGUGCCCAGGAUGUGGCCGCUGGCGAUGGCACCACCUCCGUGGUGGUCAUUGCCGGCGCUCUGCUGGAAGCCUGCGAGAAGCUGCUGCAGAAGGGCCUGCAUCCCACGGCCAUUUCGGACUCGUUCCAGCGCUGCUCCAACAAGGCCGUGGAGAUCCUCAAACAGAUGUCCACUCCCAUCGAGCUGAACGACCGCGAGACGCUGAUCAAGAGUGCCUCCACCUCGCUCAACUCCAAGGUGGUGUCCCAGCAGAGCAGCCUGCUGGCCCCCAUUGCCGUGGAUGCCGUCCUCAAGGUCACGGACCCCAGCAAGGAGGGCUCCGUGGAUCUCAAGAACAUCAAGGUCAUCUCCAGCCUGGGCGGCACCGUCGAGGAUACCGAGCUGGUCGAUGGAUUGGUCUUCACCUGCCGCUCGGCCGGAUCCAAUGCUCCCAAGCGCAUCGAGAAGGCCAAGAUCGGGCUGAUCCAGUUCUGCAUUUCGGCUCCCAAGACCGAUAUGGACCAUAAUGUGAUUGUGUCGGACUACGCUGCCAUGGAUCGUGUGCUGAAGGAGGAGCGUUCAUACAUCCUCAACAUUGUCAAGCAGAUCAAGAAGUCCGGUUGCAACGUGCUGCUGGUUCAGAAGUCCAUCCUGCGCGAUGCUGUCUCUGAUCUGGCUCAGCACUUUUUGGACAAGAUCAAGUGUCUGGUGGUCAAGGAUGUGGAGCGCGAGGACAUUGAGUUUGUGUGCAAGACUCUGCACUGCCGUCCGAUCGCCUCGCUGGAUCACUUCACAGCCGAGAACCUGUCCAGUGCCGAGUUGGUCGAGGAGGUGGCCAGUGGCACCAACAAGUUUGUGAAGAUCACCGGCAUCCAGAACAUGGGACGCACAGUCUCGAUCAUCUGCCGCGGAUCCAACAAGCUGGUGCUUGAGGAGGCUGCCCGCUCCCUGCACGACGCCCUCUGUGUGGUGCGUUGCCUGGUGAAGUUGCGCGCCCAGAUUGUGGGCGGUGGUGCGCCGGAGAUUGAGAUGGCACUGCAGCUGGCGGCCUUGGCUCAAACUGUUGAGGGUGUGGAUGCGUACUGCUUCCGGGCAUUUGCCGAUGCCCUGGAGGUCAUUCCUUCGACUCUGGCCGAGAACGCCGGCUUGAAUCCCAUUGCCACGGUCACAGAGCUGCGCAACCGCCACGCCCAGGGCGAGAAGACGGCUGGUAUUAAUGUGCGCAAGGGCGCCAUCACAGACAUUUAUGCGGAGAAUGUGGUGCAACCACUGCUGGUCAGUAUUUCCUCAAUCACCCUGGCCACGGAGACGAUUCGCUCGAUCUUGAAGAUUGAUGAUAUUGUUAACACCUUCAGUUAAGCAUUGUGACCCGACUCCUUCGGUUCUCUGUCUCUGAUCAAGAUCAAUCUUAAAGCAUUUUCAUCUAAUCCCUCACAUCUUUUACCCAUUAUGCGAUUAUGCAUUAAAUUUGAAUACAAUUCACAUAUACACUACGCCUUACCAGCUUAAUAUGUAUUUAAAAAAAAAAAACGCGAAAACUAAAUGAUUAAAUACUUUGCUAACACAACCCAAA
Molecule: messenger RNA, 1944 nt
Organism: Drosophila elegans
Lineage: Eukaryota; Metazoa; Arthropoda; Insecta; Diptera; Drosophilidae
Gene: CCT4
Product: T-complex protein 1 subunit delta
Exons: 5
Coding region: 129-1730 (533 amino acids)
Biological process (GO): protein folding
Cellular component (GO): chaperonin-containing T-complex
Molecular function (GO): ATP binding; ATP-dependent protein folding chaperone; ATP hydrolysis activity
Source: RefSeq, a predicted model, not a curated record